Molecule: messenger RNA, 740 nt
Organism: Frieseomelitta varia
Lineage: Eukaryota; Metazoa; Arthropoda; Insecta; Hymenoptera; Apidae
Gene: Pfdn5
Product: prefoldin subunit 5
Exons: 2
Coding region: 110-595 (161 amino acids)
Biological process (GO): protein folding; regulation of DNA-templated transcription
Cellular component (GO): cytoplasm; prefoldin complex
Source: RefSeq, a predicted model, not a curated record
AUAACGCAGUUAUGUGUUUGACUCCGGUGUUGACCGUUUUUGGUUAUACGACUGAAGUCUGUGCGUCGAUCGUUUGAUUGUGUUUGAUUUUUAUAAUAAAUAAUUUAAAAUGUCAGAAGUUUCGAUGACAGAAACACCGAAUUUGCGAAAGGUGGAUUUAACAACUUUAAAUCUCCAGCAACUCACAGUGUUGAGGCAACAAUUGGACCAAGAACUCAGUAUUUUCCAAGAUUCGUUGCAGACAUUAAAAAUUGCUCAAAGUAAAUUUCAGGAGUCAGGAUCAUGUCUCGAGAAGAUUACUCCAUCCAUGGAGGGUAAUGAAAUUCUCGUGCCAUUAACUGGAUCCAUGUACGUGGUUGGAAAACUAGUAGACACUAAUAAUGUUCUAAUUGAUAUUGGAACUGGUUAUUAUGCUCAAAAAAAGGUUCCUGAUGCAAAGGAUUACUUUGAUCGAAGAGUGGCUUAUGUUACCGAGCAAAUGGAAAAGAUUCAGCAACUGGGUCUUGAGAAAAGUAAAGUUAGAGAUGCGACAAUGGACGUAAUAGAAAUGAAACUUCAAAAUCAAAUGCCCAAAGAUGAUGCAGAACGUCUCUAAAACAUCAACAGAUGUUUUUAAGUAAUUCGUUUUUUUAUUUGUACAAAUUUGUAUUGGUACUAUGAUUAAAUAACAUUGUACUCUUGUUAAGUCACGAUAAUAAUUAUUUCAAGUUUUAAAGGAAAAUUAGAUUUGAUAGUAAUAA